CUCCCCCUCCGCCUCUCUGCUGCUGCUCCCCACGUCUCCACACGACACCACCCACCCCCACACCCAGCUAGGGUUUCGCUUCUCCGAUGGCGGCGGCGGCGGGCGGCGCGACGACCUCGACGAGGCGCGGGCCGGGCGGCGGGGGCCGGCCGAUGGACGACGAGAACCUGACCUUCGAGACCUCCGCGGGGGUGGAGGUCGUGGGCAGCUUCGACGCCAUGGGGAUCCGCGAGGACCUCCUCCGCGGCAUCUACGGCUACGGCUUCGAGAAGCCCUCCGCCAUCCAGCAGCGCGCCGUCAUCCCCAUCAUCACCGGCCGCGACGUCAUCGCGCAGGCCCAGUCCGGCACCGGCAAGACCUCCAUGAUCUCCCUCUCCGUCUGCCAGGUCAUCGAGACCAACGUCCACGAGGUGCAGGCGCUGAUACUGUCGCCAACUAGGGAACUGGCGACGCAAACAGAGAGGGUGAUGCAGGCUGUUGGUAACUUUAUGAGCGUCUCUGUGCACGCCUGUGUUGGUGGCAAAAGUAUCGGCGAGGACAUUAGGAAGCUCGAGUCUGGAGUGCAUGUUGUUUCAGGAACCCCGGGCAGAGUAUGUGAUAUGAUCAAGAGAAGGACCUUGCGCACAAGGGCCAUCAAGCUCCUAGUCCUGGACGAAGCCGAUGAGAUGUUGAGCAGAGGUUUCAAGGAUCAGAUAUAUGAUGUCUACAGAUAUCUUCCCCCAGAACUUCAGGUUGUUUUGAUCUCUGCAACUUUGCCCCAUGACAUCUUGGAGAUAACUAGCAAGUUCAUGACUGAUCCAGUCAGGAUCCUUGUAAAACGUGAUGAGUUGACCCUAGAGGGCAUCAAACAAUUCUUUGUUGCUGUUGAGAAAGAGGAAUGGAAGUUUGAUACACUGUGCGAUCUUUAUGAUACACUUACCAUCACCCAAGCUGUCAUUUUCUGUAACACUAAGAGAAAGGUGGAUUGGCUUACUGAAAGGAUGCGCACCAACAACUUCACGGUGUCAGCUAUGCACGGUGACAUGCCUCAGAAGGAAAGGGAUGCGAUCAUGAGUGAGUUCAGGGGUGGCACGACCCGUGUUCUGAUCACAACCGAUGUUUGGGCUCGAGGGCUGGAUGUCCAGCAGGUCUCUCUUGUCAUUAAUUACGAUCUCCCCAACAACCGUGAGCUUUACAUCCAUCGUAUUGGUCGCUCUGGGCGUUUCGGGCGCAAGGGUGUGGCGAUCAACUUUGUGCGCAAGGAUGACAUCCGUAUCCUUCGGGACAUCGAGCAGUACUACAGCACGCAGAUCGACGAGAUGCCCAUGAACGUCGCCGAUCUUAUCUGAGCUCUGGACCGGAGCGAUGUCUCCCUCCCUCUCCCUCUCUUUGCCUCCGCGUGUGGGGAUUUGGUUGCGAUGCGAGAUGUUUGGCUGUAUUUCUGGUCUGUAGCUUGAGAUUUCUUUUGUUGCUUUGGGAACAUGGAAGUGUAUAUAUUCUUUCUCGGAUUGAGCAGCUCAUGUAAAACACUCUUUUGUUGUUCCGCUAUCUUCUGAUUUGGACGCCAUGACAGACAGACACUCUGUUCAUUUCGAUUUUGAUAUUAUUAGAUUUUGUUUCA
Molecule: messenger RNA, 1600 nt
Organism: Aegilops tauschii subsp. strangulata
Lineage: Eukaryota; Viridiplantae; Streptophyta; Magnoliopsida; Poales; Poaceae
Product: eukaryotic initiation factor 4A-III homolog B
Molecular function (GO): nucleic acid binding; RNA helicase activity; ATP binding
Source: RefSeq, a predicted model, not a curated record